AUGCACGCAUCAACGUCAACUAUCUUUAACGUAUUUGUAUACAUGGGGCUGGGCGCCGCCCAGAUCAUCCCUCAUCAGCCUCGGAGUGAAACGAUGGAGCCCCCGGCGGCGAUGAACGCCCCGCAACCUGCUGCUCCAGUCAUGGCCGACCCGGCCGCCGCGGCCGCAGCGGAGGCGUCAGGUGCGCCGGCCCCAGGAGGCGGGGCUGCCCCAGGAGCCGGUGCGGCCCCAGGAGCCGCCGGCGGCACGAUGAACGCCCUCUGCGCGCAGGGCACGAUCCUGGCGCAGGGCAUCGCGCUCAAUAUCGCCGACCAGCAGCAGGAGCUCGCCACGGCCAACUCGCUGGCCACGAUCUUGGCGGCCAACCCGGUUGACACGGCGGCGUACGGGGCUGCGAGGACGGACCUGCUCAAGUUCAUCAACAACGGCAUCGCCAUCCGCGAGAUGAACCAGCUCAUCACGCCGCAGGAGAGCCAGGCCACACCUGGCAUCGCCACCGUCGCCAACGCGCAGCUCACGGAGCUGGGUCUGGCUAACAACCUCUCGGUCCAGGGCGGCGACAACGUCGCGGGCAAUAUGCAGAUCGUACAGACGCUGCAGAUGGAUUUCAUGGGCGGCAUCAUGCAGAAUAUGAAGAACAUGGCUGCUGCCAUGUCCGCUUGCGGCGGCAUGCAGGCGCCAGGCGCCGCGCCGGCUGCUAUGCCAGCACCGCCUCAGGCAGCGGAGCCUGCUCCGGCUGCUCCAGCUGCUCCAGUCCCGGCAGCCGGAGGAGAGACGGCAGCCUCGCAGCAAAACGCAACGUCCUCUUCUUCUUCAUCUUCGGGCACGAAAGGCUCUGGGGCUGAGGGUUCCGGGGCUGAGGGUGCUGGGGCUGCCAAAGCCGCCGAGUUAGUUGCUGCCAAGGUUGGGAGGUCUGCCAAGUUUUUCACCGUGUAA
Diaporthe batatas is the source of this 936-nucleotide messenger RNA. RefSeq lists its product as uncharacterized. The record is from RefSeq and is a predicted model, not a curated record. The transcript has 2 exons. Bases 1 to 936 code for a protein of 311 amino acids. Lineage: Eukaryota; Fungi; Ascomycota; Sordariomycetes; Diaporthales; Diaporthaceae.